GCUUGGGGGGGGCCCGCUGGGUGUGGGGCGGCUCCGGGGCCGGGGAUGGCGGCGGCCGCGGUGGCGGCGGCUCCGGGACGAGCGGGAGGAGUGCAGGGAGCUCCGUGAGAUGGGCCGGCUUCCAAGCCAGAGGAGAGGACACUUGCCACAGCCACUCAGGAGCACCACCAGAAGCUCAGCAGAUGUGGGCACCCCAACCAGCAGCAGAGAGGGUGCAGGGAAGCCACAGAGAAGUCCCUUCUGAUGCCCGAAGGAGCAAGCAAACCCCAUCCAGGCUCCAGGAACAUCACAAAGCAAUAUGAAACCUGUUCAUGAGAGGAGUCAGGAAUGCCUUCCACCAAAGAAACGAGACCUCCCUGUGACCAGCGAGGAUAUGGGGAGAACUACCAGCUGCUCCACCAACCACACACCCUCCAGUGACGCCUCUGAAUGGUCCAGAGGGGUUUUGGUGGCUGGUCAGAGCCAGACGGGAGCCAGAGUCAGCCUUGGGGGUGACGGAACUGAGGCCAUCACUGGUCUGACAGUAGAUCAGUAUGGCAUGCUGUAUAAGGUGGCUGUGCCACCUGCUACCUUCUCACCAACUGGCCUCCCAUCUGUUGUGAACAUGAGCCCCUUACCCACCACGUUUAAUGUAGCGUCUUCACUGAUUCAGCACCCAGGAAUCCACUAUCCCCCAGUCCACUAUGCUCAGCUCCCAUCCACCUCACUGCAGUUUAUUGGGUCUCCUUACAGCCUUCCUUAUGCCGUGCCACCUAACUUCCUACCCAGUCCUCUUCUUUCUCCUUCUGCCAACCUUGCCACCACUCACCUUCCACACUUUGUGCCAUAUGCCUCACUCCUAGCCGAAGAAGCUACCCCACCUCCGCAGGCUGCAUCCCCAGCCCAGUCAUUUAACAAAUCCUCUACUGCCACCUCCCCACCCGGCCAGUUGCCGCAUCACUCGAAUACUCAACCACUGGAUCUUGCUCCAGGCCGGAUGCCCAUUUAUUAUCAAAUGUCUAGGCUACCUGCUGGAUAUACCUUGCAUGAAACUUCAGCAGCAGGCGCCAGCCCCGUUCUUACCCCUCAGGAGGGCCAGUCUGCUCUGGAAGCAGCUGCUGCCAAUGGACAGAGACAUCGAGAGCGAAACGUCAGACGAGAAAGUGAAGCCCUUGACUCCACCAGCGGCAAGGGUGAGAGCCAGGGACUGGUGCCGGUGGUAGAAUGUGUGGUAGACGGACAGUUGUUUUCAGGUUCUCAGACUCCACGAGUGGAGGUGGCAGCACCAGCACACCGAGGGACCCCAGACACUGACCUUGAGGUCCAGCGUGUAGUUGGCGCUUUAGCUUCUCAGGACUAUCGUGUGGUGGCAGCUCAGAGGAAAGAUGAAUCCAGUCCUCUUAACCUAUCCCAUCAUACCCUUGACCACCAGGGUGAGGGACGAGGGUCAGCCAGAAAUCCUGCAGAACUGGUGGAGAAGAAUCAGGCCCGUGUGUUCUACCCUCAACCCCAUCAGGAACCAGUAAAACACAGACCUUUACCCAAAGCAAUGGUUGUAGCCAAUGGCAACGUGGUGCCCACUGGAACUGACCCUAGCCUGUUGCCUGUGGGCUCAGAGAUCCUGGUGGCAUCAAAUCUGGACAUGCAGGCCAGAGCCACCUUCCCAGACAAGGAGCCAACGCCACCUCCUGUCACCUCCUCCCACUUGCCCUCCCAUUUCAUGAAAGGCGCCAUUAUUCAGCUGGCGACAGGGGAGCUGAAGCGGGUGGAGGACCUCCAAACCCAGGAUUUUGUGCGCAGUGCCGAAGUAAGUGGGGGGCUGAAGAUCGACUCCAGCACAGUCGUGGACAUUCAGGAGAGCCAGUGGCCUGGAUUUGUCAUGCUGCAUUUCAUGGUUGGUGAACAGCAGAGCAAAGUGAGCAUUGAGGUGCCCCCCGAGCACCCCUUUUUUGUAUAUGGCCAGGGUUGGUCUUCAUGCAGCCCUGGGCGGACUGCACAACUCUUCUCUCUGCCCUGCCAUCGGUUACAGGUGGGAGAUGUCUGCAUCUCUAUCAGUUUACAGAGCUUGAACAGUAACUCAGUUUCUCAGGCCAGCUGUGCUCCCCCAGGCCAGCUGGGUAUACCCCGAGAAAGGCCUGAGAGGACGGUCUUGGGGCCCAGAGACCUAUGUGACAGCGAGGGGAAGAACCAGCCUUCAGGAGAGGGAUCCCAGCCUGAGCCUGGUGCUCAGGCCUGCUGGCCAGCCCCAAGCUUCCAAAGAUACAGCAUGCAAGGGGAGGAGACACGGGCUGCGCUGCUGCGUCCCUCUUUCAUUCCACAGGAGGUAAAGCUGUCCAUUGAAGGACGUUCUAAUGCAGGAAAAUGAGCCUCCUUCCCAGCCCAGGACUGGGGCUUCAUCCCUAGGGGUAAGCCUCACCGUGAGCAGUCAGAGAAUUUGCACAUGCCAAGCAGAGAAUGGCUCUCUUGGCAGUGAGAUUCGGAGGAAAUAGGAGGCAUGAGGUCAGCCUCCCAAAGCAGGAUCUGUUGCUCGUUACCCCGUGGCAUCCUUUCAGGAUGGCCCUAGAGGGUGCUGAGAUGAGGAAGAGCAGGCUUGGAGCAAGAGAGGGUGGGAGUGCACAUAGGGUAAGAAACAUUCCAAAAUCAGGGCCUCCCUGGUUUUCCCUACUUAUCCCUGGCUCCUGCAAGGGAAGAAAGUACAGGCUUUGGGAGCAGGUGGCAGAGGGAGGGAGCAAAGAAAGAGCCAAAAAUGAUCCACAGCUUAUAGUAGCAGUCAAACUGUUUUCUUUCUUUUUUCCUUUUCUCCCCGCCCCUUUGGUGGGAGGGCAGGAGGCCCAGGGGUUGAAAAUAAGAGGGUUCCCACCCAGAACUCUUCUUGUAAGAGACGUGCACUUUAAAGGGUGAUUUUGUUACAGAAGUUUAUGGCUGGGUUUGGGGUUGGGGAGCACCAUAAUCUACAGAACUCUGCUUGAUCCUUCGCUUCUGCCCGUUGCCAUGUCACCUCACCAUUCCUCUUUAAGGCUUUCUAGCAGUUUAGGGGCCAGGAGAGAGAGAGAGAGAAA
This is a messenger RNA of Acomys russatus (golden spiny mouse), 3038 nucleotides long. It is a transcript of the gene Atxn1l, whose product is annotated as ataxin 1 like. Gene Ontology annotation, biological process: regulation of DNA-templated transcription; anatomical structure development. NCBI's taxonomy places the organism in Eukaryota, Metazoa, Chordata, Mammalia, Rodentia, Muridae. The record is from RefSeq and is a predicted model, not a curated record. Gene Ontology annotation, molecular function: protein binding; RNA binding. Bases 299 to 2344 code for a protein of 681 amino acids. Gene Ontology annotation, cellular component: nucleus. The transcript is spliced from 3 exons.